AUGUCUAGUCCAGGGAGACUGAUAUCACAAAUCGACGGUGUGGUCUACGUGGAUGAGGUGGCCCCUAUGGGCAGUGCUGGCAUCGACACCGAGGUGAAUUCGUCCUCCUCAAAAAGCCGGACAGUUGAUACUCAGCAGCUCAUACGGCCCGCCCGUCAGCACUUUUCCGAUGGAGAAAUUCGUCUGCUGGUCGACAUGGCCAUCGACAACAGGGAAAUCUUACGUUCUCGAGAAGAGGGAAGUGUUACGUUACGCGAUCAGCUAUACCAUAACAUAGCAGCUGCGAUGUCCGGACUGAAUCCCGAGGCGGCCCCGAAGACUGCAGGCCAGAUAAGGAAGAAACUGGACCAGAUGAUAUCGAAGGCUAGGAAGCUCUUGGACGAGCACCAAGAGGUCGGCUUUAUUCGCCAGAAGGUCCCACCAAUGCUGAUGAGACUCGCCAAUGAGUAUGUGAUGUGGGCCCAAAAGCAUUGGCCUAGAUAUUCGGACCUUCUACCUUGGCAGGGACAUGAUAACACAGUGCAAGACCCGAAUGGGAUGUAUAAUUUGUCACCAACGGCUCUCGUCCAUCCGAGCUUCAAGGACACACAAGCUGUGGGUGAUCCUCCACGCGGUCCGACUAUUAACACUCCUGGUGAUGGGUUGGAGACCACUAUGAUCGGUCUUCAGAAAGACCUAGCACGAUUAGAUUGCGAACUGCUGUCUGAGAAGAUUCUAUUGGUCAAUGCGGAGGUGAUCAACUUGAGAACUCAACUGUUGAGACGUCGUCGUAUGGAAAUGCCCGAGGGCCCAGAUCCUGCAUUGGAGUUCGCGACUUCAUUCGGUGCUUGUCCUGAAUCCGAGUCGGUACUGACAGAAAGCGCUAUGGCGAAGGCCGUCCAGUUGGCCGCUAAGGCCGUUGAGGAACUUCAGGAACAUCAGGCUCAAAUGAACGCUGCCGCCAUGAUUGCUGCCCAGGCUAGAUGA
Molecule: messenger RNA, 966 nt
Organism: Perkinsus marinus ATCC 50983
Lineage: Eukaryota; Perkinsozoa; Perkinsida; Perkinsidae
Exons: 7
Coding region: 1-966 (321 amino acids)
Source: RefSeq, a predicted model, not a curated record